CGAUUCAUUAAACUGCGAACUCUCUCUCUCUCUCUCUCUCUCUCUCUCUCCCUUUUCCUUGUUACCUUGUUCAUUCGAAGAAACUUGUCAUUUGUUUCGUUACAAUUAUUACUGAAUCUCGUUCAAUUUUUUUUAACUUGAUUACAAAAAUCACUCAUGCUUCGAUUUCUUUCCAAUGGGUCAAAUCUUUUUCAACAUUUUACAUUCACCCCAGUUACUACGAAAGCCUUGCCAAUUUUUACGUCUGCAACCUAUUCGACGAAAGUCCUAGCCCAAAGCGAGGUUGAAUUGCAAAAAUCUGGAGACACAUGGAAGGAUGCCGCUGAAGUUUUGAGUAAAUGGGGUUGUAGUGAUGAUGAUUUGAUGACAAUUUUCGCUCGUUGUCCCUCGUUGCGUAAUGCUGAGCCUUCUCAAGUUCAAGCUAAACUUUGCUUGCUCAGCGAAUUGGGUUUAGAGUCAUCUGUACUUUUGAAGAUUAUCAAUUGUAGACCUCGAUUUUUCAGGUAUCGGAUUAACCAUAAAUUCAACGAGAGGCUUGAAUUGCUUACGUCAUUGUUUGAGUCAAAGGAUUUACUUCAUAAAGCCAUUGCAAGAAACCCUUCAUUGCUAUGUGAAAAUAACUAUGACAUCAAAGGUGUUUUUGCACAAUAUGAAGAGUUAGGUGUGAGCAAAAGUGAUCUGGUUCAAAUGAUGAUUUUGCGGCCUACAAUUGUUUCCAGAACUUCCUUUGAUGAUGAGAAGAUGGAAUAUAUAAGUAGGAUCGGGGUUUCCAAGGAUUCAAAAUUGUACAAAUAUGUGGUGACAUUAAUAGGCAUCUCUCGCAUCGACACAAUUCGCGAAAAGAUGUUGAAUUUGACAAAGUUUGGUUUUUCGGAAGAUGAGAUACUUGCUUUUUUUGGGAAGUCUCCUAAUAUUUUGACAUUGUCAACUGAUAAGGUUCAGAGGCAUAUGACAUUCAUUUUAGGCACAAUGAAGCUUGAGGCUAAGAUGAUUUUGACAUACCCUCAUCUCUUGUUUGUUAAUUUGGAGACUGUUUUGAAGCCACGAGUGCUUCUAGCAUUGAAGAUACGAGAUAUGGAUUCUAAUAAGCAAUUACCCUCAACCGUUAAGUCAUUGAGGAUGUCAGAGGAGAGGUUUAUAAAAUUGUUUAUCAAAUGCCAUGACAAGGAAAUUGCUGAUGAGUUAAUGGAAUUUUAUAAAAGGACAAAAGAGGUUAAGAGAUUAGCAGCUUCAUCAAAGAAUUGCCGUGCUAGAGGAUUCCCAUUUUGAACUACUUUUAUAUGCUAUGCAAUAAGUUUGGAGCUGAAGUUGAUUUCUAUUUUGUGGAAAUUAUUUUUCUGAUUCUUAUUAUUAGUUUUGUGUUACAGGUGAGCUGCUAAGUCUUGAAGUGAAGAAAUAAUGUAGGAUUGUGAAGUUUAUUCCUCAUAGCCCUCUGGUAUUGAUGUAAAUUUUAUGUUGGAUGUUAUUACAAAUGCCAAUGCACUAAACCUUAUUUAUGCUUAUAUUAGAAUCCUAUUCCAAAUUAAUUAAGUAAACAGAUUAUGGAAACGAGUCCUAAAAGAGAACUUUCGAUAACUCAAUUGGGCUGGCCUAGUGAUUUCAUGUUGUGUUUGGUACACAAGUGAGAAGAGUAUGUACAAAGAUAUUCUUUACUGAGAGGUUUCUGGUUUGAUCUUUUGUGAAAAAUAAAUCUCUUAGAGAGACAUCAUGUUUAUCAAUUUCUUUAAUGAGAAACUUCUGUUAAUGUGCUUUAUGUUCCA
Molecule: messenger RNA, 1760 nt
Organism: Cicer arietinum (chickpea)
Lineage: Eukaryota; Viridiplantae; Streptophyta; Magnoliopsida; Fabales; Fabaceae
Biological process (GO): regulation of DNA-templated transcription
Molecular function (GO): double-stranded DNA binding
Source: RefSeq, a predicted model, not a curated record